Messenger RNA from Diuraphis noxia (Russian wheat aphid), 3137 nucleotides. RefSeq lists its product as uncharacterized. Lineage: Eukaryota; Metazoa; Arthropoda; Insecta; Hemiptera; Aphididae. The record is from RefSeq and is a predicted model, not a curated record. Gene Ontology annotation, molecular function: ATP binding; RNA helicase activity; nucleic acid binding.
UAUUACUAAAUUAGUAAUACUAAUUACUAUACGACUACGUCUUUAUAAUUCAGCAAUAAUUGCCAAUUAGUCAUUCUCGUUUUACAGAGUUUUGUGUUUGCAAUAAACAAAAACAACCCAACCAGUUCACGGUUAUACGGACGUUUGACGGAUGUGGAUGAGUCAUACCAAAAUCCAUCUCUCAUGCUAAAAUGAAUAAUGAUAACAUAGCAAUAUAGCAUUAACAUAUUGUAUUGUAUAGAACAUUAAGACGAUUCAUAACAAUUUUGUUGCAGUACGACUGAGUUGAAGGUUGUUCUUASUUACGUUCUCAUUUGUAUUCUGUGCUAUCYCUGGAAAUUUCAAACUUUUAGUUUACAACAAAAGCGAAUAAAAAAACAUUUCAGUAAGUAUUGACAAUUCAAUUUAAACAGUGCCUAUGAUGGAGUCACAAAUAAAAAAUCAGAAUGACUUAUUACAGAAAUUAAAAUCUUUACAAGCAGAAAAAGAAUUAUUAGAAAAACAAGUAUUUUUACUCAAUGAAUGUUUGUCUGUGGAGGAAUUAAAAGCUAAAAUAUCUAAUUUGGAAAAAAAAAAAGAGAAGUUGGUAUCAUUAGAAAAUAUAAUUGGAAGAUUACGUGCUGAGAUUGAGCCGCUAAAUUAUUUGAAAACUAUUUUAAAAACUAAAUUAGUUGACGAGAAUAAAGUUCAAUCAAAUAAUAUUGGGCCAGAGUUUGGUGCUGUCUUGGAAGCACAUGCUGAGAUUGAGCCGCUUAAGAAUUUAAAUACUAUUUCGACCACUGAGUCAGAUGUUGAGAAAAAAAUUCAGUCUAAUAAUAUUGGGUCAGCAUCUAAUAUUUAUUUAGGAUCUUAUCCUCGAGUUCCUAAACUUAAUAAGGAAGUUCAAAACAGUCCAUCUGUUGAUUUUAAAUUAGUACAACCUGUUGGAUUCAAAACUUCUAUUUCUCAAAGUGCACAAAACAUUCCUACUGACUCAGGCAAAAGUUAUUUGGCUUUGAACCCAAAGUUAAAAAAUGUUAACCCCAUUAACACAUUCCAAACACCAAUACCAUCUAAAUCUAAUUCAGUUUCAACUGAAAAUGAUGGCUGUCUUGAUGAAUGUAUGCAAUUGUUAGAUCAAUACGAUGUAGUUACUGAUCAAGAAAUAUUAAACUUCCCUUCAGAAGAAGUCAGUAUAAUUUUAUAUUUUCUUAACAGUUUUAAAAUUCAAGUUUUAAUAUUUUAUUUACAGAAUGAUUUGAAAAGUCGAAGUGUUGACCAAGAACCUACCAAUAUUGCUAUUGAUGUUGAAAAUGGAAUACAGGAUACACAAAUAGAAACCAAAACAACUUAUUGUUUUGAUACUGAAGGCAAUUUACAAUCUCAAAGCCAAGUACCUAUAAAAAAAGAUGUAGAAUUGUGUCUAAACAAUUCAGUUAAUUCUGUCUCUGUAACAUGUGAAAAUCCGAGUAGUAAAAUUCAUGAAGCUAGUACAUCUCAACCAACUCUAAACAAAGAAAGUUUAUGCUCAGAUUCUAAUGUUAAUAUUGGUGAUUUGUUACUAAAAAUACCACAACUAUUAUUGCAACAAGGAAUGGACUAUAUUCAAGAUGAAGACGUGAAUCAGUCUUUGAAAAAUGAAAAUGUUAGURCAAACAUCUCAUCUAAAGAGCACAAUAAAAGCAACAAGAAAAAUGAAUUAAAAACAUUUAAAAAAGAAGUGAAUACAUUUUUAAAUGAAUAUACAAAUUUAUUGCAAAACAAUUUACAUAUAAUAGGAAACAAUAAGGUAUCAUCUAAUAAAACAGAAUCAGGUCAACCUGAUGAAUUGUCGCCUAGUGCCAGUAAUUCUGAAUGUAGCAUUAAUACCUUUAAUGAUAUGAAUCUAAAGAUUGAUAUCUUGCGCGGCUUAUACUCUCUUGGUUUUAUCAAUCCAACUGCUUUACAACGACGCACUGCUGUGCACUGCAUCAAUGGACGAGACAUAAUAGUUUUUGCUGGACCAGGUAAUGGCAGAACAAUAAUGUUUACCAUACCAUUAUUGCAAYGCAUUAAGACCAACUUAUAUGAGUGUCAAGCAUUAGUAUUAGUACCAACCCGAGACCUUGCUGUACAUAUUCAAAAAAUCAUUAUGUGUGUUGGAGACUUUUUGGGUGUUAAUGUGUGUAUUGGUGGUGACAAUGUUCCAAGAAAACUAUCUGUUAUUCCUCAUAUAGUCGUUGGUACCCCGGCUGGAGUGUCCAAUAUGAUUUCAUGCAAAUCUCUCAGUACUACAACCAUUCAAACUGUUGUAAUCAAUAAAGCUGAAGAAAUGUUGACUAAUAAUUAUACUAUAUUAAUUAAUGAAAUAAUGGAAAAACUAACAAGGACCAGACAAGUCAUUUUACUGACAUCAAACAAACUUGAUCAAGUAUUAGACAUUUACAUGGAAUCCCUACAUGAUCCAUUGGUUAUUAUUAAUGAUCAAGAAAUAAAAUCUGAUCUACCAAGUGAUCUUCCAAAACAGUUUUAUUUAAACAUUCAAAAUGAAUGGAAAAUGAAUGCACUUUGCGAAAUUAACGAAACAUUAAAAAUACAGAAAUCUAUUAUUUUCUGCAACACUUUAGAUAGAGCUCAACAACUGUGUGAGUCAUUACAAAGAUUAGAAUAUGCAGUAUCACUUUUUCAUUUGGAUAUGAAUGCUCAUGAACGCAAGCAAAACCUUGAUAUGUUUUCUUUAAACAAUAUUAAAAUGCUUAUCACCACAGACCCAAUCAAAGGCAGACAGUUUCAGCAAGCCGCUUGGAUAAUAAAUUAUGAUUUGCCUAUAAAUCCUAUUUGUUAUCUAGAUAGAGUGGCAAAAUGUGCUGAAAAUAUAAAAGUGAUAAAUCUCAUUGAUGAAAAUGACGACCAAACAAAAUUGGCAAUUGAAACACACAACAAAUCUUAUAUGAUUCAGAUACCUCUGAAUAUGAUUGAUUUAUUACAAUAUUAGAUUCAUAAUAUGAUGAUUAUAUUAUUAUUUUUGAAAUUAAGUAGUAUUAUAACCUACUAUUGAACUAUUCACAAAUCAACUUUUCUAGUAAAUGGGUUAUUAUUUUCCAUUAUUUUAUUAUUACUUAGAUUAAUAUUUUAAUCCUAUUUUUUAUGGCACAAGUGAUGUUUUUAAAGUUGAUUUU